Molecule: messenger RNA, 1575 nt
Organism: Spodoptera exigua (beet armyworm)
Lineage: Eukaryota; Metazoa; Arthropoda; Insecta; Lepidoptera; Noctuidae
Source: the annotation of a GenBank genome assembly
UUUUUUUAUUGUCUGUGCUCGCAUGAAUGAAGUUUGUCGUGUUGUUUACUCGCAGUUUACGUAAAUAUUUUGUGCUCAAAGUAGUGUUACUUUUACAAAAUAAUAUUAAAUGCUGUGAAUUUAACUUCGGAAACGUUGAAAUUUUAAGAUAAUGUUGUGUUAACUCUCCAUUUCUGGGACGUAAAUCCUUAAAACUUUUCAUUGGGUAACCUCGAAAAUUUGCAAAAAACAUGGGUGGAAAGGCUGAAAAGGGUACUCCAAAGUACAUUGCGAACAAGAUAAAGGCUAAGGGCUUGCAGAAAUUGCGAUGGUACUGCCAAAUGUGUCAGAAACAAUGCCGAGACGAAAACGGAUUCAAAUGUCAUACCAUGUCUGAAUCGCACCAAAGGCAGCUUCUACUAUUUGCUGAUAACGCCAAUAAAUACAUAGACGAGUUCUCCAAGGAGUUCGCUGAUGGAUAUUUGGAACUCCUUCAUCGUCAGUUUGGUACUAAAAGAGUCAAUGCCAAUAAAGUCUACCAGGAGUACAUUUCUCACAGAGACCAUCUUCACAUGAACGCAACACAAUGGGAGACCCUCACAGAGUUUGUGAAAUGGUUGGGUCGUGAAGGGAAAUGUGUGGUCGAUGAGACAGAGAAGGGAUGGUUUGUAGCCUACAUAGAUAGAGAUCCUGCUGCAAUAGCUGCUCUUGAAGCUAAAGCUAAGAAAGAGAAGAUGGAUAAGGAUGAUCAGGAAAGGAUGUUAGAAUUCAUACAGAAGCAAGUGGAACGCGGUAAGAAGCAGGGCUCCGCUGACGGCCCAACGUAUUCUGAGUUCAAGAGAGAAAGCAGCCAGGAGAAGGUUGUUCUUAGUUUGAAGAGAAAGGCUGAAGAAAAGAAAGCGGAACCGCUACCAGUUUCAGCUCUGAAAUUAAAAGAGAAGAUCAAAGAAGAAAGUUCUAAGAAGCAGAAGAUAGAAGAUAAUAAAAUCAAGCAGUCUGCGCUCGAUGAGAUUAUACAGAUGCAGGAACGUGCGAAAGAGAGAGCUAAUAGAAAGGACUACUGGCUCUGCGAAGGGAUCGUGGUGAAGAUAACUACUAAAUCUCUAGGCGAUAAGUUCUAUAAGAAGAAAGCUGUUGUUGAGAAAGUCGUUGACAAGUACUGCGCUCACGUUAAACUUACCGAUGAAACGACUAGGAUUAAAUUGGAUCAGAAUCAUCUAGAAACAGUUAUACCGUCAAAGGGCCGGUCCGUCCGUUUCGUGAAUGGCGCAUACAGGGGCUGCACCGGACAACUUAGGGAUAUUGAUAUAGACAAUUAUUGUUGUGAUGUCGAGAUUUCAGAAGGACCUUUAACUGGUCGCGUUGUGAAAGGAGUUCAAUAUGAAGAUAUCAGCAAGUUGGCUUCGUGACAGGACCCAUACAUUUAAGUUUAACUCCAUCUAGCGACCAAAACUGUACCUUUCGGAGUUUAAGUUACAUACUAGAUGGCGCUAAUGUAGCGUAUGGUCUAUCUAUACUCAUUGUAGAUGUCUAAAUUGAAUUUGGCAGUUUCCUAGGUUAAAAAUUGAUUAUGUCUCUUUAUAUUAAAGAGAUCGU